Molecule: messenger RNA, 3218 nt
Organism: Trichoderma asperellum CBS 433.97
Lineage: Eukaryota; Fungi; Ascomycota; Sordariomycetes; Hypocreales; Hypocreaceae
Source: RefSeq, a predicted model, not a curated record
CUGUAUAUCUACACCUCUGCCAUUGCAGCAUUGGUGGCCGGAUCAGCACGUCUCUGCCAACUUUUCGUUGUAUCCUGCUCUGGCCGUUCCCCGCACAGCCCGGUUCUGCCCGAGUUCCAUGUCACAUGCAAUUGCUGCUGUUGGGGUGAUUCAGUUUGACGUUUCCUGUCUGACCCGGUAGUGCAUCCUUUGCUCCGCCAUUGGCUCGAUAUCCUCUUCCACAAUGCUGCCAGCUUCGCAAAUCGCCUCGCCUCGUGCAAGGCUUCUACUCGCCCGCGGUGCUCUGGCUUCUGCGCAAUCAAGUACCAGCCAACAGUGCCGACAAUUCUGCGGCUUCGAUCUCGGGCGCCAGCGCCAGCGCGUCUAUGCCUUGAAAUACCUGGUUAACCGACGCCUCUCCUGGGAGAACCCCAAAUCAGGGAGCACAAAGGCAGCCGCCCCUUCUUCCGGAAAAUACACCAGAGUAAAGGACAUUAAGUCGUGGUCGGAUGACUUGUCUGGGGCCCGCCCCGGUCGCAAUAUUGAGGAUGUCGAGCGAGAGGCCAUCAAUCAUCUGUUCAAUAAGGACGAUGGCGUAUGGACAUUGCUGCAGAAUCUCCGACAGCAAAUGCACCCACACCGCAGCUCCGGCAAAGUCACGGCCGAGAAUGUGCUGAAAGCCACUACGGGUGACAGCCUCAACUUCAUCGACCCCAUUACCAACCGCAAGGUGACCCGCGCCGAGCGUGGCAAAUACUCGGCUACGGGCUUCGACGACCCGAAUGCACCUCGAAAGCUGACCCCAGAAGAGGAAUCGAAGCAGUACACUGAUCUCGGCGACUACAAGCCCGCGAAAUGGAACGAGCCCGAUGGCCUGCCCCAUCUGACCCCUGAGGAGCGCUCCAAGAUAUACGAGGACUUGCCCGAGUACUCUAAAAUGAAGAUUGACAAUCCAAACGCACCACGAAAGCUGACACCCGAAGAAGAGUCAAAGAAUUACGACGAUUUGGACAAGUAUAAGCCCGUGACGUGGAAUGAGCCCGACGGCCUCCCACAGCUUACGCCCGAGGAGAAGUCUAAACUCUACGAAGAUCUUGACAAGUAUGGCCCCGUUAAGUGGAAUGAGCCCGACGGGCUACAAGAGAGAACUCAGGAAGAAAAGUCCAAGGAUUACAAGGACUUGCACAAAUACGGCCCCGCCACCUGGGACGAGCCAGAUGGCCUUCGUCGCCUGACUCCAGAGGAAAAGUCGAAAAACUAUACAGAUUUGCAUGCGUACGGCAGCCCGUUUACCUGCAGGGAGUCUGUUCUCAAGGACUACGAGGCCAUUCAGAACGACCCCACGCCCAAGGCAGAGCCGAUUCCUGCCAAGGUUGAGGUGCGUGACUGCAAGCCAGAGCAAUAUGAUGACCUGGACAAGUACGGACCUGUUCGUUGGAAUGAGCCCGAUGGCCUUCGUCCAUUGACCCCCGAGGAGCUCUCUAAAAACUACGAGGAUCUCUACCGAUAUGCGCAAUAUCCCAACGCCGGCCCCGCAGUUCCGCGAAUUCACCCGGAGGAGGCAUCCAAGGCAUACAAAGACUUGCCCCAGUACUCUGCAUUUCCUAAUGCAGGCCCGGCAGUGGAGAGAAUCCAUCCUGAAGAAGCCUCCAAGGUCUACAAGGAUCUUCCCGGCUAUGCUGUCGACGGAUUUGUCGAGCCGGACAAGAUUCGUCACGUCCACCCCGAAGAGCUGACAAAAAAUUAUACCGACCUGGGUGCGUAUGAGCCGCAGACCUUUGACUCUCCCGAUACGCCUUACCCCAUGCAUCCUGAGGAAGCAUCGAAGGCGUACAAGGAUCUUCAUGGUUACCAGGCAGCCCCUCCAGAUGUGGAGUCUUACGACGCAAAGGUGUCUGGGGAGGAGAGCUCCCUGGAGGCGUUGACGGCGGAUGAGAUUCGAAGUCAGGUGCUGAGCAGGGCCAACGUGGGUGCACAAGAGUUGGUAGCAGAAAAGGAAGAAGCAGAGAUGGAAUUGAGUUCUAUGGAUGAAAGGUUUCCCAGUGAGUUGUCAAAGUCCGAAUCCGAACCGAUCGAACGCAUCACCAGCAAACUGGCCCAGUUACGCGCCGAGAAGGACCCGUACUCUAACGAUCCAAAGGGACUAGAAACUAGCUAUUCUGAGGAGUGUGGCAGCGAGACGGCGGCGGCUGUAGCCAAGCACUACGAGUCGUCGCCAGCCUCGGCCGCAGCGGUAACAGAUGAGCCAACCAUGUACAAGAUCCUGGCCUACGACACGUCAACCGAAUCUGUUAGCGUUGCCGAGACCACAUCCGACGAUCACGACGUUUCUACUCCUGCAAAACUGACGGACGUGUUGAUGCAACUAUCGCACGCGUCCAAAUUUCUCCCUUACUUUAAACCACUACAGGAACACGGCUACGAUAUCCAAUCGGGCGGCGGCGAUGUGCUUAUUUUCCGCAAGAACCGGCCUGCUUCCCCCAACGCCAGCGACCUCCCUUCUGAACCGGCGCCCAGCAACACAAACACCACUCGCAUCAAUCCGGUUGACAUGAUGGGACAGUCCGUGACGGGCAACUUUGCCAGCCCUACUGGAUUCGUUAACUACGACGACAGCCUGGAGGACUACCACAAGAAGCGAGCACCACCUUUUCGCACCGCUGAUACGCAACGGGGCAAAGCCGAGCGGGAGGGGCCAGUGGCUCCCGAGAAGAAGAAGAGGAGCCUUGGCAAGAAGCUGGUGAUGGGCACCGUCUGGGUAGGAGGAGCAGCGUAUGCUGUUGGGGCUGUAGCAGAGCACCUUUCUACGGCGGCCAAAUAAGCAGAACGCCCCAACGCUAUAUAUGUUGUUUGAUCACCAGAGUUUUUAUAUUUCCAUUUUUUCUUUUCUUUAAAACCUUUUUUUUUUUUUUUUAUCUUUUUCACCCCUUUUAUUUUUCCAAGGUUGGCUGCAUAAGGGGCCACUCCCACGACGAUAUGCAUAGGCUCGGGAGUAGGAGUUUGUUUUGUCUUUCAUCAUCAUUUCUCCUCUUACUCUUUUCCUUCUUCUCUCAUUCUUGCUUGUCUUUUAGGUUCUUCUCUUUCUUCUUCCUUUUAUCUACUAUGGGAUCAAGUUUGAAAUACCCCCAUCGAUCGCGAAUGCGGGCUGGGAGCGACAUGUCGCGAAUCACGAUUGCUUUUGUUUCCUUUCUGCUUUUUAACCGUCUGUACAUUAGCUAGCAGUUUUCUGGCUCAGGCCG